Miscanthus lutarioriparius is the source of this 471-nucleotide messenger RNA. Lineage: Eukaryota; Viridiplantae; Streptophyta; Magnoliopsida; Poales; Poaceae. The record is from the annotation of a GenBank genome assembly.
AUGGCGUGUUGGACGCUAGAGCUGACGCUAGUCUCCAUGAGGGACCUCCGUGCCAUCAACCUCGUCUCUAAGAUGGAGGUCUACGCGGUGGCCUACCUAGCCGGUGACCCACGGUCGCGGCAGCGCAUCCCCACCGACCGCGCCGGCAGCCACGACCCCACCUGGAACGCCACCGUCGUCCUCACCGUCCCAGCGUCGGGCACCGGGAGCGGUGCCAUCCCCGUCCUGCUGCGCACGGAGCACACGCUCGGCGGCGACCGCGACGUUGGCGAGGUGCUCCUCCCGCUCCUUGACGUCCUUGCUGGGACCGAGGACACGCCCACAGACGCCACGGUCGCCUACUUCCCAGUCUGCAGGAUCGGGUUAAGCAAGCCCAGGGCAUGCUUAACCUCUCUUACAAGCUCGGCAGGGUCGUCCACCCUGACCACCUUGCCUCCUGGAUUGAGGAGGCACUCCCGCGGGUGCAGAUAG